AUGAAUCAGGCGAUCGAGUAUCUCAUGGACGCACUUGCCCUAGCUAACAAUAGUCAUUCCGAAAGAGACAGCGAGGAAAAUUCUCCCUCGAUCAAUGUUUUGGGUGCAGUUCAGUCUCAAGAUUCCGCCAAUUCCACCAAUCAGACUGAUGGCUCUUCUGGCUCGGGGGUUAAAGGAACGGGUGAAGCAGCACAGACCCGACAACGCCGUGAGUCACGUACCUUGGAUCAAUAUUUCUACUCUUCUUUGCCUGAUACGGUCAGGCGAGAUGCAGAUCAAGUGAUUGUGCGCUAUCAGGCAAAAAAACGCUACUCGCAUAAAGAGGAUUAUGGGAACAGCUCGUCUAUGGGGGAAAACGCAGCUUCGCCGCCACCAAACAAGAACAAUAAAACGACAAAUAAUAAGGCUCAGAGCAGCGAUAGACAAACAAACGAGCCUCCUAAGUACCCUUUGAACGAAAAUUAUAUGAGAUACCAAGAAAAAUUCAAACUUUGUAUGUUGGAUCAACUGUGGUUGUGGGUUCUUGAUAACAGUGAGAAGCUUUAUCGUGAAGUUGGAAAAAUCUUGUAUGAAGCUGACAUUGUUCCCUAG
Penicillium malachiteum is the source of this 591-nucleotide messenger RNA. RefSeq lists its product as uncharacterized. The record is from RefSeq and is a predicted model, not a curated record. The coding region runs from base 1 to 591 and encodes 196 amino acids. Lineage: Eukaryota; Fungi; Ascomycota; Eurotiomycetes; Eurotiales; Aspergillaceae. The transcript has a single exon.